This is a messenger RNA of Dendrobium catenatum, 700 nucleotides long. RefSeq names its product RING-H2 finger protein ATL56-like. NCBI's taxonomy places the organism in Eukaryota, Viridiplantae, Streptophyta, Magnoliopsida, Asparagales, Orchidaceae. The transcript has a single exon. The record is from RefSeq and is a predicted model, not a curated record. The coding region runs from base 97 to 591 and encodes 164 amino acids.
CCUUUCAUUACAACUCCCCUUAUAUUCCAAACAACAAACCCAAAAAUCCCACCUUUGACCCCUUCACUUCUUCCUUUCUCUCUCUCUUCCCGCACCAUGCCCAAUGAAGAAGACUUGAACGACUCCAUGUCUCUCGACAACCGCCGCCACCCCACGACGGCCGUCCAUGCGCCGGCGGCGAAACCCAAAGGCGGCGCCCGCCUCCUCUCCAUCAUCCUCAGGUUCAUCGUGAUGCACAUAGUCCUCUCCUUCUUCUUCCUCUUCGCCGGCAUCGCCGUCUUCAUACUCAUCCUCCUAUGCAUAGCCGGCAAAUUCCUCCGCCACCGUCGCCGCCGCCGCUUCUUCCAACAACCAGAAAUCGAAAGGCGCGGCCUUUCGCGAGAAGAGAUUCGCUGCCUCCCCUGUUUCAGAUCCGCCGAGUUGGUCUCCGACGACUGCGUGGUGUGCUUGGAAGGGUUUAGGGAAGGGGAUUGGUGUAGGGUUCUUCCGGGUUGUAAGCAUUUGUUUCAUCGGAUUUGUGUUGAUCGGUGGCUGGAGAGAUCUAAGGUUUGUCCGAUCUGCCGCGGCGGAGUUGCCGCUAGGUGGAUCUGAUAGGCAGAUUUCUGUAAAUUUUUUUUUUAUUGGUAAUUUCUGUAUGAUUGUACAGAAGAUGGGUGUUUUUUUUGGUGAAAUAUGAAUCUGGCUGUAUUUUUUUCCUUUU